Ogataea polymorpha is the source of this 1972-nucleotide messenger RNA. RefSeq lists its product as uncharacterized. The transcript has a single exon. NCBI's taxonomy places the organism in Eukaryota, Fungi, Ascomycota, Pichiomycetes, Pichiales, Pichiaceae. Gene Ontology annotation, cellular component: anaphase-promoting complex. The coding region runs from base 1 to 573 and encodes 190 amino acids. The record is from RefSeq and is a predicted model, not a curated record.
AUGUCCAGAGAUAGCCAUUUUUCGUAUGUUCACAUGAAACAGCCGCAACAUAUCCUUUUCCAGGAAAAGUGGGAUAUUGAUAAGCUGCCGUUCGAUGACAUCGAAAUCAACUCUACGGCGUACCACGGUCAGGAUAAUAUUCUUCAGGAGUUUUUGGCGUCCGCAGAAGACCAUGACAGCGAUCUUAACAUAAUCAACGGCACAAAUCCAAUGUUCAACUCAUCCUACGCAAACAGAAUGCGCCAAAAACACAAGAAGCUAAACUGGAAAGACCUCGGGCUUGCCGAGUUGCUGUCUGAUAAGAAUCACGUUCACGACCAGACAAUUCUUGUCAGGCCCCAAUUCGGAGGUGCUGAGCCGCAAAUGGCCUCCGAAUCAUCUUCGGAUAGAAUAGAAGAGCCGUUAGAGGAUGCAAACAUAGCAGAAGCUGAGGAGCCGGACACAGAAGAGUUUGCUACACCUAUCAUUCCUAAUCGUACAAUUCAUCAAAAUCUAUAUUCUAGACAGCGCAAGCUUCGAAAGCCUUCGACAGAGUACCAAACGCCCCAAUCGCACGUCCGCAUCAUCAGAUAAUAGUCAGUGCUUGCAGUAUUCGCACUGAGCAAUGAUAUAGUCGACGGUCUUUUUCGAAAUGUACCAGUUUCGGCGAACAUGAUUGUAUGUUAAUAGGGGCGGCAAGCAGUCAAAAUGGAGGUGCGUAGCUAUCACGAUGUAUGGAAUGUCAAGGUAGUCGGGUAUCACCACGUUGGAAUCACGCAGGUACUGCACUGUCUUGGUUGAAGGGUCGUAUUUGAACCGCUGAUUGAUCCACCGUCUGGCGUUCGAGAUGGCCCGCAUCUGCUGCUGAUUCGGAAAUAUGUCCAUGUGAGAGAGCUUCUUCAACAGCGUCUUGGUGGCAACGACUUCCUGCGAAAUCAGAAUCUCGUACUCUGCUUGAGUCGGACCGUACAUCGAGAAACUUGAUUCGUCCUCCUCGUCCACGUCGUUCGAGCCGGAUUGUCUGGCCCACCUUGAAUAGAACUUUGCUUGGAUUUCCUCGUAUUUCGUCUGGAAAUCCUUCACCAUCUGCUUUAGUUUCUUAGGAUCGUACUUGAUCUCCUGCUUGAUCUGCUCCAAAUUUUCCACAGUCACGUAGCACGGCUGGUUUUCGUGCAUCACGGUAUCCACCACUUUUUCCUUCACCUCCUUCGCUUUCGGCGUCUGUUCUUCUUCGCCCCCGCGCCGAGUCCGUUUUCGCAAAGGCAGAUCCUCGGUAGGCGGCCUCUUGGCCGGUUCCGGUGUUUUUUCGUGCACUUCCAUCACUUCUUGCGGCUCCGGACUGCCUUCUACCAAAUGAGUGUGGAAAGCUCUUCUGAAGUCGUUGAAUCCGGUGACCAGCGCGUGGUAAUUGAACUUGAGGGUCUCGCAUUUGAGCCCGUACCCAUGCCAUUGGUAUCCUUCCAAAAUCUGCUUCAAGUUGAUUAUGAGCAGGGCCUCGUUGCUCAAAUUCUCGUCCUCCAUCACUGGCAUCCAAUACCGAAAGCUGAACGCCAGGUCGUCCGUGGUCUCCAGAGACAGCAUCAGGCAGAUAUUGCGCUUGAUCUCGUCCAAGUUGGUCUCUUUCAGCCGCCCAAUCUCGCGGGGCUUCGUGUCAAUUUGAUGUAUUUCGACAUAUUUGCUGUUAUGGAUUUUCACCCACACAAGAGUCCAUCUAUAUGGCAGCUUGAUAGCAUAUAUCAGUCCGCAUUGUCGUAAGUUGUCUUCAUAGCUUUGAAACACUUUCUUAUGGGCAGUAUUGAGCUUACUGUCCUCCCAUAGCAGCUUUACCACCACCUGGUAUGCUUGCGGAUCGUUCUUGUUGUACUUGCCAAAUCCAAGAUGAUGUCGGCUCAGGAACCGCAAGACCUCAUAAAAGUUGUCCUGGGUCUCGAUUAAUUCUUCGCCCGAAAUGAACUGGCGUGUUUGCUCUGGCUCCUCGGACCAGAUAACAAUC